This is a messenger RNA of Sorghum bicolor (sorghum), 2589 nucleotides long. RefSeq lists its product as uncharacterized. Lineage: Eukaryota; Viridiplantae; Streptophyta; Magnoliopsida; Poales; Poaceae. The transcript has a single exon. The coding region runs from base 52 to 2265 and encodes 737 amino acids. The record is from RefSeq and is a predicted model, not a curated record.
AGAGAGACGUACGGUGAAAACAGCACCACCGUACCGCAUGCAUAUGCAUCCAUGGCUUUCAUCAGUGCAGUGCAUUGGUGGCAGGAGUGGCAGAUGCGCGUUCUGGUGCUCGGCAGCCUCUUCGUCUACUUGAGCCUCUACUUUGCCGACACGGUGCGCAAAUCCCCUAGCCUGGGCAAGUUGAGGUUCCUGGUGUGGCUGGCAUACGUCGGCGGGGAUGCCCUGGCGAUCUAUUCCCUGGCUACUCUGUUCAACCGGCAGCGGCAGCGCACGGCGUGUGGGAGCCGAGGCAGCAGCGACCUGGAGGUGAUCUGGGCCCCAGUCCUGCUCAUCCACCUCGGCGGUCAGCCGACGAUGACUGCCUACAGCCUGGAGGACAACGAGCUGUGGAAGCGGCACGCCAUGACCCUGGUCUCCCAGGUCUCGGUUGCCCUCUACGUCUUCUGCAACUGGUGGUCCGGCGAGCGGCAGCUGCUGAACGCCGCCGUGCUGCUCUUCGUCGUCGGCAUCGUCAAGUUCAGCUACAAGCCUUGGGCCCUCAAGCGUGCUAGCUUCACCAGCAUGCUGGCCUCCUCGGCUGUGUCGUUAGCGCGUGACAAGAGGAGGGAGAGUCUCAUUGGUAUGCUGUGGAGGCUCUUCACUACCUAUUUUGUGGACCUGAAUCCAUAUUUCCUGGACAGCAUUCCUCCUGUCAUUCGGGUUGGGCGCAAGCGCAAGACCACAAGACACACGGCGCAAGCACCAGGCGAAAUAAAGGUCGAACAGAUGGAAGGAGAAAUCUUAGAAGAUGGCCAAGAAGCUCAAGAAAUUGAUGUACAAGGGGAGGUCACCACUCUUGGAGGAUUCGUAGCACUAGCAAGGCGGUGCUACAAGGAGACACGGAACAGGACCAGCUUCACGGAGGGACUUGUGUUCGCACCAGUGUCCUUGCUUUACAAGAUGUUUGUGGACCUGUCAGAUCCAUACACUAAUCGGCUUAAGGAGCUCAAGUUUUUCCUUGGGUUCAGGGCCAGCGACUCAUACAAGAUGAUCCAGCAGUGCCUCUUCAACACAUUUGUGAUCGUCUACACAAGGAGGCGGGUAACCCUCACUUUACUUGGCGCCUUCCUGCAGGCGUCGCUCCCGUUCCUGACGCUGACUUCGGUGGUCAUCUUCCUCAAGAGCCACAAGGGUGGCUACGACGUGAACGAUGUCUGGGUUACCUACAUCCUCUUUGGUGUCACUGCUCUGCACGAGUUUUUACCCUUCGUGCCUCACUUUCACGCCACAUGGCACGAGGUGGUUUUCCAGGUCAGCCUCUUGUCAUUCUGUUGUCGCCAGGAGAAGCCCACCAAGCUAAUGCGGCUAGCUGCCAUUGGCAUGCAAAAGGAGAACGUCAACAAGCACUGGUACGUCAAACAGAAACCUGAAGCCAGAAGGAUCACUGAGCUUGUGCGCCAGCACGUCAAGGAUGGGUGGCAAAGUUACAUUAAAGGACCAAUAUCAUACAGGAGGUUCAAUAAUCUCAGGGGCCAGUGGGCACUCGAGAGGCACAAGAAGGAGCAGCAGCUGACCCGAGGCAGCAGCAAUGGCGGCGUGGAUUGGAGUGUCUUAGAGUCGAGCUUGAGGAUGCCGUUCGACGAAAGCGUGCUCAUCUGGCAUGUGGCCACGGAUCUCUGCUACUACAAGACUCUAGAUCAAGAUCAGGAGGCCCCCCAAAACACCGGAGACUACUUGGGAGAGACUACUCAAGACACGGUUUAUUUGGCAAGGGUGAUAUCCGAGUACAUGGCCUACCUGCUCUUCAUCCGUUCUGAGAUGCUGCUGCCUGGUGCCAGGGCAGGUCUCUUCAACCUUGUCAGCGACGACAUCACGGCCAUGUUGUCGAAUGACAAGGCAGCGAGGAGGCAGCGGCGGCGAGGCUUGGAGGCGACUGCUCGCCGGGUUGUUAGACUCAUGUGGUCGCCCGACCCGGACGAAAUUUUUGAGGUGAGCGACCUGGUUUUGCAAAUGAAAAACAUCACUGACCAGCUCGAGAACCUUGGUAACGAGAGAUGGAAGGUGGUCUUGGGUGUGUGGGUGGAGAUGCUCUGCUUUUCCGCCGCCCGGUGCUCAGGCUACCUGCACGCCAGGAGCCUGGGUGAUGGUGGGGAGUUCCUCUCCUACAUCUGGCUGCUUUGGUCAGCCAUGGGGAUGGAGACAUUGGCCGAUAAGAUCAGCAAGCCCGAGCCUCCGGGGGAAGACGAAGUAAAACAAGAAGAACAAGAAGAACAAGGAAAUAAUUAGACCACACAACUGUGGACAUUCCUUGGUAAUUGCGAAAAAUCUGACAGUGUCAUAUUCCUGGAUUGCUUUGUUCAUUUUAUUUCCUUGCAUUCCUUUGAAUUGUACUUGGUGUGCUGAUUGAGUCUAUGCCUUUUCAUUUGUUCAUGCCUUCAUGAUGAGUGUAGUGUGUGCCGCCCUUGUAAGUGUGUUGGAAUAAUAAUCUGGUAGCGUUCAGUACGUGUGCUAGCACACACGGCUCCAGCUGUCCAGGACAUGUAUUUGGUUUGCUUGUUUGAUGUUACAAUUACAUGAGUUGUCGUCGAUGCUGAAUUGUAUUGUAAGUGU